This is a messenger RNA of Scophthalmus maximus (turbot), 4958 nucleotides long. RefSeq names its product nephronophthisis 4 (gene nphp4). Gene Ontology annotation, biological process: protein localization to ciliary transition zone; negative regulation of canonical Wnt signaling pathway. Lineage: Eukaryota; Metazoa; Chordata; Actinopteri; Pleuronectiformes; Scophthalmidae. The transcript has 29 exons. The coding region runs from base 117 to 4487 and encodes 1456 amino acids. Gene Ontology annotation, cellular component: ciliary base; ciliary basal body; cytoskeleton. The record is from RefSeq and is a predicted model, not a curated record.
GGUAGAAUCCGAAUCCAAUAUGGCGGCCGCGUGUUUGAAAAUCUGAACGCAUAUCCGUGAUUUGAUUCCAUUGGAUUGGCGACGUUGUGCUCAUUUUCUCCGAUUGACUGCAGGGCAUGGUGCGAGCGGGCGACGUGUCCACGGCGGCGGACGGCUGGAGGGAGGCGUUCGACGGGAGCCGGCUGGUUCCCGCCCCGAGCCCCGCCGUCCGCCGGGCGGCGGAGAGCCACCUCGCGGGCUCCCAGGGCUUCCAGCUGCGCCUCGGCCGGCUCGCCGCGGCUCCCCUCCCGCAGUCGCCAGAGAUGCCAGAGGUGGAACGGGACUUGACCCACCAGCUGCGAGUGACCCUGUUUGAUCAAAAUCACCGGCACUUCUUCGGGAAGACGUGGAAGAGCCCAGCGCACAGGAUGACCAACAACAAGAUAUGCUUCAAUGAGGUCCUAUACUUCCAUACGUCUGUGCGGUUGCCCAGCACGGUGGUGGUCCUGGAGCUGGUGUUGUUGUCGCCCAGACCAGACGGUUCCCAGCAGGCCCUGGGCAGAGGCUUCACUGUCCUGGAGCUUUUUACCAGCCGGCCAGAGGCUCAGGCUGCUGAUGGGGACAGAAGGCUGGAUCUACACCAUGGAUCACCAAGAAGCCUCCUCCACCCACUGCUGAAGGACUCAGUUGAUUACAGCAGUCUCCUGAAGACUAUUGAUGGGGCACAUUUGGACUGUGUGGUAAAAAGUCAUCCCGCGAUGGUUCCCAUGAUGCACCUCCUUCCUGAGAACGUCCUCGUGUCCGGAGACGAGAACAUUCCUGGGCUCGCAGCGUCUCCAACAGGAGAUGCUCUGCUGCGGCCUCAGCUGCUCAAGAUGCUGCCGUUCACCCUGAACAGACUGACCAUCUCCCUCCAGCCGUCCCUGGAGACGUUCGAGAGCCAGCUGCUGCAGCUGAUCAAUGCUGACUGCCAUAACACAAAGCAGCCUGGACCGGAGGGGGCACUGAGCACAGUUGCCAUCCAGGAAAGGAGGCUCCACGUCGGGGUCCACAAUGGCUGGUGUUUCCUCGACAAGCCCCAGGUGGUGGUGCUGGAGCUCCUAGCGUCGGGGGCCAGAGGGCGAGCAGACAGCACCUCCAAACGGAGCACCUCGGACAGCUCUGCGCCAUCAUCCCUCCCGCAGGUCCUGGGCCUUCGCAGCAGCCUGGAGCUCAAGGUGACCAAUCAUCAGGCUUUGGCCAUUGUCUUCCAGCUGGAGUACGUCUUCUCUGCUCCGAUUGGGCGGGAGACUAUGCUGUCUGCCACCUCCUCCUCCCGAGCGGCCUUCUUGCAGUGCCUGCGUUGGGGGAUUUUCUGCCCCUUCCAGCAGCCGGCUGACUGGAAGGGGGAAGAGAUACAGCUUGUUCUGCGAGGAGGUGCAAAGCCAAACCCUUACGGAGUCAUGGUCUACGGCACAGAGAUGCCUGCCAAGGCUCAGAGCUCCGUGCCACUCUCCGCUCCAGGCACAACUCAGGUGAACGACGUGAUAACCUUCCGGCUGUCGUCCGGUCUGGAGAGGAAGGCGUCCAGCCCAAAGGCAUCCCUGAGGACGAGGCAGGAAGAUGUGCAACAUGAGAGGAGAUUACCGUCAUCGCCCCUACGAGUUCAAAAACGUCUUCCAGCAGCCUCUCCUCCAGAAUCUCCACAAGGCCCCGGGCUCUCGCUGUCUCAGCUGGCAGCGCCAUGCCGCUACCCGACCAUCAGCCACUCCAGCUCGGCGUUGCCGUGGCAACAGUCGUUUCCCUCUCCGCUCCAUCCUUCCCUGUUGGCAUCAGCCCACCAGCUGUCACAUGUUGCCUUCUCAGCAGUCAGCAACAUUGCCCACCUGGAAAUGGACCUCCAGCGGGACGGAGAUGUGUCACCCUCAGCUCAGAAUGAAGGAGCCCAACUUGAGGAGCUGCCCUUCACCCCUGUCCACGCCCCUGUCAUCACUCUGGGGAUGAAUGUGCCCAGUUCCUCCUCAGUCAGCUCCCGGAGCUCGCUCGCCCACCUCUACUCGGCCGGCUUCCCCCAGAUCGUCGACUGUGGCGGGCAGGUGGCGGACGUGCUGGACCCCACAGAGCCCGUGCACUUUGACCCCCAGCGCGAGGAGACGGACCUUCUACAGGGCAACCUGCCGGUGUUCCAGUUCCUGGCGUUCACCAGAAUACCUAUAGCGGGUGCCGGGCCCGAUUGGCCCCGCGACGUCUACUUCACCUUCCAGUUCUAUCGCUUCCCGCCAGUCACAUCGCAGCAGCUCAAACUGCUGACCAGUAACAGGGUUCAACACAAGACCAGCGAUCCGCUUCCCUGUGUCCUCGCCCCCGCCGGCAAAGAUGGCACCGUCAACCCAGGCUCUCCGGGUCUGCAGGUGCAGUUCAGAGUAGAUGAUGCUUUCCUGAGGCCGGGAGAGAAGCGCUGGUUCCUUCGCUACCUGGCGCUUCACACCAUGCACAUCGACAUCUGGGACAGCGAAUCGCUGCUCCUCAUAGGAUCGACUGCCAUCGAGCUCAAGUAUAUGUUGCGCCAGGGUAAAACAGCAGUGCAGGCUCUCCAUGAGGUGGAGGUGCUUACCACCGAUUACGUGGGAGAGGACGCCCUGCUGACGAGCGCAGGUUUGGGCCAGCGCUCGGCCUCCGGCCCCAUGACCGUCCACACCAUCGUCAGGGGCCGGCUGCACGUACGCACAGGCAACAUCGGAUGUCUAGUGGAUGCUGGCAGGAGGAGGGUAGCAGACGCAACGCCGUCUCCUUCUCACAUCAUCACGCCUCGCAAAGUAACCAGCGGCUUCAGAGGAGGGAGCCUGUCCCCCAGAAACAUACUUCAUCUCAAUGCGAGGAUCGCUGCACAGCCACACAGACCGGAGAUAGACGGGGGCCGCGUGCCGCUGCACCGACGCGGGCUCAGACCUGACGACAUCUUGCCCGGAGAGCACCACCGGCACGAGGCCGACGGCGGGCGCCGCAAGCUGGACUGCAUGGCCGCCGUGCUUCAGCGGGAGGCGAAGGAAGGUGUUAAGGCAGUUAAGGCCACGGGUCAGACCAGGGAAGCCCAGCUGGCCAGGGAACGUCUCCCGAUCGAGCCCCGCGAAGAGCGCAGCAAGGUGGAGGGCAUCGCCAACAUGCUUAGCCAGGCGAUCACCACCCAGCACCUCCUCUUCGCCAGCCUGGGCUCCGCCGAGUACAUGGAGUUUGUCCUCAAGAACCCCUUCAACGUACCUCAGACCGUCACCAUCCUCAGUGACGACCCCGAGCUCAGUGUCAUCGCCAACACCGAGGAGUGGCAAUACUUCAAAGCACUAACCCAAACUCCUACGCCGCUGGAGGAGAACAUGUUCCAGUGGGAGGAGGGCGCCCCAGGCCCGAGGGUUUACCUCCGGCCCAAGGAGAGCAUCCAUAUUCCCCUGAAGUACCAGAGCUUCCUCUGUGACCACACCAUGGCCCUUCAGGGACCGGGCUACUUACCUACAGGCAAAGGUUCUCAGAUGGCCAAGAAGAAUCUGUCCAAUAUUGUUGCUGCCAAAACUAUCAAGGUUGCCUUCAAAGCAGAAGACGGCAAGCCGAUGGCCAUCUGCCAGGUGAACGUCGAGCCGACACCCCACGUCGUCGACCAGACAUUCCGACUUUACCACCCUGAACUCUGCUUUCUCAAGAAGGCCCUCCGCCUGCCACCCUGGCACGACCCCGCAGUCGAAGCCCCAGAUGGUAGAACCCACAUUUCCGUGCGCUGCAGUGACCCCAACAUCAUCUGCCAGACGAGGAUGCUGGUGCCGGGGGAGCCUCAGGAUGUGUACUUGAAAGUGCCAGGGAGUCCCAGUCCAACCGUAAAAAAGUUCUUUGUGAUGGUUUUCACUGAUAAGUGGAUGGCAGCGCCUUCGCAGAUCUGGCAGGUUUACGUGCACUUCUUGGAGCGGGUGGAUGUCGGCUGUGUGACCGGCCAGAGGACCUGUCAAUCACUGGUGCUGAGGGGAAAGCAGACUGUUCGGAAGGUCAAAUGCUUCUCAUCACACCCCAAGGAGAUUCAGGUGGAUCCAGAGGGCGUGUUCGUUUUGCCCCCCUCCGCGGUGCAGGAGCUCCAGGUGAAGGUGCAGCCGUGGCGGGCCGGCAGCCGCUUCCUGUACGUGAACGCGGUGGACGUGGAGAACCAGCGGCUGAUCACAGCCUGGCUGCUCUGUCUCAACGUCCAUCAGCCUGUGUUGUCUAAGGCAUUUGAAGUGUCGGUCCCAGUUGGUGGUGGGCGCGGCAGUUCCCGUAAAAUCACCUACACCAACCCCUACACCAGCGGCCGCACGUUCCUGCUCCGCUCCGACCAUCCAGACCUGCUCCAGUUCAGGCAGGAUAAAUUCCAGAUCAGCGGGGGAGAGAGCUACACCAUCGGACUACGAUUUGCCCCCAGCCAGAGUCCCGGCUCGGUGGAGAUCAUGGUCUACGUGAACAACCUGGAGGAGAAGACGGAGGAGACGUUCUGUGUGAAGGUCAACUACUCGUGAGCCACUCCGCCGCGACUCGUGUUCGCCUAUAUACAGCUCCCUAGAAAUGUUGACUGCUUCGCUUUAAUACUAUACUCAGGCAAUAAGGGGGGGACCUUUCUGGUCUACGUAUCCCCACCUCAGCUGAAUUAUUUUUAUCCCAGGUGGGGACAUAAGUUCCCCCCCCUCCCCCUCAAAGUGAUCAGUGCUAUUUUACCAAUAGACCAUAAAUACCUAAAUUAAUAAAAAACUAAACAUGAACAGUCUAUAGUGAGAUAGAACGAUCAUGUCCAAAAUGGACCACCCACCCCUGGCGUUCGUGAUACAAUGGAUGACAUUGCGGCUAAUUUACCUAAUGGACCUGGUUAGAGCUGCAACAGUUAAUCGAUUAAUGGCUUAGUAAUCGAUUAGUAAAUGAAUCUGCAACUAUUUUGAUAAUGGAUAAAUCGGUUCAAGUAGUUUUUAUGAAAAAAAAAAAGAUUCUCUGAUUUC